Zea mays is the source of this 3816-nucleotide messenger RNA. RefSeq lists its product as uncharacterized. NCBI's taxonomy places the organism in Eukaryota, Viridiplantae, Streptophyta, Magnoliopsida, Poales, Poaceae. Gene Ontology annotation, molecular function: zinc ion binding; DNA binding; transposase activity. The record is from RefSeq and is a predicted model, not a curated record. Bases 1010 to 3520 code for a protein of 836 amino acids. Gene Ontology annotation, biological process: DNA transposition. The transcript has 5 exons.
UCUGUCCCCUCGUGCAGACGUGCAGCUUAUGGCACCCCACCCCAGCCUUAUCUCCUCUGCAGUACACGUCUCCUUCAUCCCUAUCAUGUUCAUCUCCAAGCCGCACAGCUGCGGGCGACCUACUGCUCGCUCAAUUCGCUGGCAUGCCACUCUGGCCGCGGCGCCGCGUGUCCUCAUCGCAGCGCCCCUUCUCCAGGUCCGACCGGCGCCUCCCCUCGUCCCUCCCAUGGGCCAUGGCACGCUCGCCCAGCCAUCUCCCAUGGCCAGCAACCUCGCUUCCACACAGUGCCCCCCUACUCGUGCCUGGACUUUGCUCGCCCAGGUCUUCCUCCCCAUCACGCGCAGCACCCAAUCAGUCGCCGCUCUGCCUCUUCAUCCUGACGUGGCCACGGCGAGCAUCUGCCCCGCCGUCCGCGGCUGCUGGACGCCGCCCACUGUAGCUCGCCGGCGUCGUGCUUCCUCACCAUGACUGCGUCCCUGCCGCAGUGCCGGCAAGCUCGCCUCUGUGCUCAGGUUCUCCUCCAGCCGCUCCCCCCUCCAUGGACGCUACUCUUUCCUCUCCGUGAAACUCUGUCGUGCUCAGUGUUGUCCAAGUCGAGUUAUUUGGAGCCGAGGUAUCCCGAACGGCGGGCUUCGGAAGUUUGGUACCCCCAACCUUGCAAUUGGAAUCUUAGUAUUAUAAUAGGCUUCCGUUUGGAAAUUUGUCAUCGUGGGCGCUUUAAUCCGUCGCCAGCUGCUGUUACGUUGAAGAUUUGGAUUUCCCGUUCGUCAAAACGGAUCGGCCUUCCAACCUCCUUCAGAACGGAUCGCGAGCUGAGUUCGCUCCUUUCUUCCUCUCGCUCUCUGUCCGGCUCCCCGACGGCUCCUCCCCGACUGCUCCCAGCACCCCGGCGCUCGUCGAGCUCGCCAGUUUGCGGUGCUCCUCGUCGAGCUCCAGACUGAUUCCGGCGCUCCCCUCGCCGGACUGAUUCCUCUCCGUCUCUCCGUCUCCGUCUCUUUCUUCGUCCCAAUGGAAACUCCGACAGUCCCCUCGCCGGACGGACUCUCGCCGGACCUCGCAGUCCAAUCAGCCGGCGAGUUAGCCUCGUCGUUGCCUCCAGGCGAUGUCGUAGGCAGCGACACAGGGUUGAGCCUCAAUCCGUCGCCGUUCGUCGAUGCUGCUUUGACGAUCGCCGACGUUGACAACUUUUGGUUGGAGGCACCACCAGAUUGUCGUGAAGAUCAUGUUGAAACGGGCACUGUCAAUUUUCAGUUAACAGUGUUUGACCCAUCGCAAGUAUUUGAUUUUGAGGGUAUUGGACCUGAUCUUCGAUGGGAUGAAGAAGGGCCUCAACAUGUACCCAGUGAGUUAGCUAUGUAUUCGAAACUUGGAUUGGCGGCUGAAGAUGAACGAGAAAACAAAGAGAGAGAGGAGGCUUCUAAUCAUUGUGGUCAUUCAAAUAAUCCAAAUGAGUUUGGAGUUGAUUCUUCAUCCUCCAUGCCCUGUGUUGAUUUUUUGCCAAACGAGAGUAGAGUUUUGUAUGAUUCUAACCAUCCAGUCAUGGCGGUUGGCUGCAUGUAUCCAUCUAUGGCUGAAUUCAGACUUGCUAUGAGACAGUAUGCCAUAGAAAAAGAGUUUGAGUUAGGCAUUGAGGCUAGUACCCCGAAGAAAUACAGAGGAUUUUGUCGAGGUGGUGAUUGUCCUUGGAGCAUACAUGCAAGAAUUGAGAGGGCUGGGUCACCUACCAUAAUUGUGACUGUGAUGAAUGAUCAUCACACUUGCACUUCUAGUGGCCGGAGGAGGACAAGCACACCGACCAGUGCUUGGGUUGCUGCUAAAGCUUUACCUAUCCUUGCGAAGAAACCACACACAGGUGCAAAGGAUUUACAGACUUUCCUUCAAGAUACGUACAAGUGCACCAUUUCUUAUGAUACAGUUUGGUAUGGAAAAGAGAAAGCCUUGAAGGAGUUGUUUGGGACUUGGGAAGAGAGUUUCCAACUUCUAUUCUCUUGGAAGGAGGCUGUACUGCAGAGGUCACCUGACAGUGUCAUUGAAAUUGAUGUACUUGUUGAGGAUGGCAGAGUUUAUUUUAGUAGGUUCUUCUGUGCACUUGGCCCUUGUAUUAGUGGUUUCUUACAUGGAUGCAGACCAUACUUGAGUGUUGAUUCGACAGCUUUGAAUGGUAGAUGGAAUGGUCACCUACCAUCUGCAACAGCCGUCGACGGCCACAACUGGAUGUUCCCUGUUGCAUAUGGAUUCUUUGAGUCCGAAACAGAGGACAACUGGCAUUGGUUCCUUCUACAGUUACGCAAGGCCAUCGGGGAUUUACCUAACCUAGCAUUGUGUUCUGAUGCUUGCAAAGGGCUAACAAAUGCAAUGAAGGAUGUUUUUCCAGAAGCUGAGAAAAGAGAGUGUUUCCGGCACCUAAUGAACAAUUAUGUCAAGCAAUAUGCUGGAUCAGAAUACAUGUACCCUGCUGCAAGGGCGUACAAGGCAGAAGUAUAUGACAUGUACAUUGCAAAUGUCAGAAGCAAUCCUGAUAUUGCUGCUUGGUUAGAUAGGUUCCAUUCCUUGUUGUGGUACCGAAGUGCAUUCAACCCUACUAUCAAAUGCGACUAUGUAACAAAUAACAUUGCUGAGGUGUUCAAUAACUGGAUAAAGGACUACAAGGACCUCCCUGUUUGUGACCUGGCUGACAAAAUUAGGAUAAUGAUCAUGCAACUAUUCUACAAGAGGAGGCGGAUAGGAAGGAGGUUGGAGGGAAAGAUUUUACCUUCUAUCAUAGCACAACUAAAUGCAAGAACUAGAGGACUUGGACACUUGGAGGUCAUAAAAGGCGAUGACUAUGUUGCAGAGGUGAGAGACAAUGGUGAUUGUUUUUCUAGAUAUGUGGUGAAGGCUCAUCUUAGAGAAUGUUCAUGUAAGGAAUGGCAACAUACAGGGAAGCCCUGCCACCAUGCAUUAUGUCUAAUUACCGCACAGCAAUAUAGAAAUGUAAUGAUGGAGGAGUUUGUCGACGAUUACUACUCAGUUGACAUGUUUAGGAAAGCUUAUGAGAGAUUGGUGGAGCCAAUUGAAAGCAAAUUAUUUUGGCCAAAGGUGGAUUUUGCAAAGGAGGUUGGUGCUCCACUAGGCAAGAGAGGCGUGGGACGUCAAAGGAAAAAUAGGUUCAAGAGUUGUCUAGAAGGUGGGAGUAGUAAGAAAAAGCCUGCCAACGAAAGUGAGAAAGCUAAGAAGAUUAUUCGAGGCAAAUUCAAGUGCCCUAAUUGUGGGGAGUUAGGGCAUAGGAAGGCUAGCUACAAAUGCCCCCUAAAUGGAACGAAGAAAAGGAAAAGGAAACCAAGAAAGAACUCAACAAAGAAAUGGUUUCCUAAGGAGCCAGCUGAAGCUUCUUCAUCACAGCCAGAACUAGGGGAUUCUGGUCAACACCAACUUGUCUCCACUGAUGUUCCAAAAGAAAUAGUUGGUACUACCCCACAGAGGAGAGUGAGGUGUGCUGUCAAAAAGAAGAUUACUCCCAAGAAGAAGAUCUGCUUCUGAGUAGCUGCUUAAGUAUGGAAGUUGUGUCUAUAUUUUAAGUAUGAAUUAUGGCAGUUGUGUUUGUAUUUUAAGUAUGAAUUAUGGGUAUUGUUUCUGGCAGCUGUCAACAAUUUCUGUUUGUGCCUGAGAUGAAAAUGUAGUACUGGGUGUGUUUAGAAAUGUGACAGGCAACAGCCCAGUAGUGAUUGAAGUAGUGAACUAUUUCUGUUUGUGCCCAGUGGUCAACAAUUUCUGUUUGUGAAUGACAUGAAAAUGUAGUCAACAUUUUCUGUUUGUGCCCAGCUGUCAACAAUUUC